This is a messenger RNA of Vigna radiata var. radiata (mung bean), 7116 nucleotides long. Its product is annotated as ribosome-binding protein 1. Bases 14 to 6739 code for a protein of 2241 amino acids. Lineage: Eukaryota; Viridiplantae; Streptophyta; Magnoliopsida; Fabales; Fabaceae. The record is from RefSeq and is a predicted model, not a curated record. The transcript has 4 exons.
AGCAACAUAAUAGAUGGACCUGGAAUUGGGACUCAAAAUCACCAAAACUAGAGAUGACAUUGCUUCCAUCUCUGAAUAUCGAUUAGCAAAAGCAGGACCUGUUUUUCAAUCUAGAGAAACAAACACUGCUUUCAUUCUCACUGCUCAUCUCAAAGGUUUUAAGAAGAAUAACAUUAACAUCAAGAUUAGUGAAGAUGGUAGCAAGAUAUCAGUUAGUGGAGAGAAGCCUGUUCAGAAUAUUUUGAUGAUGGGAUGGUUAAUGCAUAGGAAAGAGGUUGAUGUUGCAGGGUUUAAUAAGGUUUUCAAAAUUCCUGAUGGGGUGAAAUUGGAUGGGAUCAAAGCCAAGUAUGAUGAGGAGGAAUGGAUAAUGAACAUUAUCAUGCCAAAAUUGGUUAAAGGAAUUUGUGGGGUUAAGAUUGAAGAGGUCAAGGAAGAAGAAUCUGAUGGAAGGAGAUCAGAACAAGAGAAAAAUGAAGGUGAUCACAUUCCUAGUGCUGUAGGAGAGACAAGCCAAAAGGGGUCUAAAGAGUCUGAAGUUCAGGAAAUGGAGGAGAGUGAAUGUUCUAUGGAGAAGAAGGAAGAAGUGUCUAACAAGAUGCUUGAUGAUUCCAACAGGAAAAUAACUAAGGAUAUUGUACAUAAAGAAGUAGAAGAAUCUAAAGUUGGAACUGAUGGUGAAAAUGGAGAUAGUUUUAGAGAAGUUGGAAAGGAAGAAUAUGAAGUGAAGAAGACAUCAGAACCAGAGCAAAAAGUUGGAGUAGGCACCUCACAGGAAAUUGGAGAAGCAAGCCAAAAGGAAAUCAAAGAAUUAAAGUUGAAGAAUGAGGAUGGAAGAGUAAAACCAUCAGCAAAGGGGAAAAGUGUAGGUGAAGGUGUGCCUAAAGACAUUGGAGGAGAUACAAGACAAGAUAAAGAGUUGAAGGUUCAAGAAAUGGAGGGCAAUGAAGGUUUUGUAGAGAAGGGGGAGAAAGGAGCAAGUGAAAAUAUGCUUGAUGAUGCCAAUGCAAACAUAAUUGGAGAGGUGAUCCAGAAAGAAGAAGAAUCCAAGUCAGAAAUUAAGGAUAGAGAUGGAGAAAGUGUGAAAGAAAAUAAUGUAAGAACAGGACACAAAGGAAUGAAAAUAUCAGAAAUUGAGCAGAAUGUAGGUGCAGAUGUCACACAGAAUAUUGGAGAUAAAAUCCAAAGAGUAUCUAAAGAUUCUGUUAUAGAACAAAUGGGGGGAAAUAAAAGUAUUGUAGAGAAUACGGAGAGAGAAGAGCCUGAAGAGAUGGUUGUUGAAGCCAAUGUGUCUACUGAGGGAGAGACACUAGGAGAGUCAAAACAAAAACAAUUUGGAGAACCGAGUUCUGAAACUGAGGAUAGACUAAAUGAAAGUCUGAAGGAAAAUAGAAUGGAAACAAUGAAGGCACCACAACUUGACCAAAAUGUAGAUGAUCAGAUUCCUACUAACAUUGGUGGUAUAAACCAAGAAGGAUAUAAGGAGUCCAGGAUUCAAUGGAAGAAGAAAACUAAAAGCAUAAAAGAGAAUUUGGAAGAAGGGAAAUCAGAAAAAAUUCCUAUUCAGGCAAGUAAGGAUGGUAAAAAGCACAUAUAUGACAAGAGCAUGCUAGAGAACAUUAAAAAGCCUAAGAUUCAAAUAGGGAAUGAAGAUCAUGUUCUUCCUAAGAUUGAAACUGGUAAUGGAGAUCAAAUAUAUAAUGGAGUAAAGGCUGGUAAGGAAGAAUUUGAUUUAAUGGAAACAAAGGGAGAAUUUCCUCAGAAGUUACCAAAAGGCACAACUGAGGAAAGCAAAAGGUUGAGUGUUUCAAAAAUGCAAGAAACUGAAGAUGUCAAAGAAGCAAAGAUCAAAACAAAAUGGAAAGAGAAUGAAUAUUUGGUGGAUAAGGAUGAAGGUGAAGAACUCAGAAGGAUGCACAAGCCAGCCAAAAAAGACUUGGCAAAAAACACACUGCAAGAAAAUGAAGAUGUCAAAGGAGCAAUGGACAAAAGAGAAAGGAAAGAGAUUGAAUAUUUUGUGGAUAAAAGUGCAGGUGAAGAGCACAAAAGGAGGCAUAUGGAGGCAAAAAAAGACUUAACAAAAGAGAAGAUGAAAAAGAAUGAAGCAAGAAUGGACAAAAGAGAAGAUAAAGAGAUUGAGUACUUUGUGGAAGCAUCGAAGGACUUAAAAACAAAGAAAAAUCAAGAAAUUGAAGAUAUAAAAGAAGAAAUGUCCAAAAGAAAAGACAAAGGGAUUGAAAAAUUUGAAGAUAAGGGUGAAAGGAAAGAACACAACAGGUUGUAUAUGGAAGCGAAGGACUUCAAAAAAGAGACAAUACAAGAAAAUGAAGAUAUCGAAGCAAUGCUAAAAAGAGGAGGCAAAAAUAAUGAACAUUUUGGGGAUAAGCGUGGUGAAAACCCCGAAAGGAUGCAUAUGGAAUCAAGGAAGAACAUAGCAAAGGAGAGAAUGCAAGAAACAUAUGAUGUCAAAGAAGCAACCGUUAUAAGAAAAGGAGAAGAGAUUGGAAAUUUUACAGAUAAGGGUGAAGGUGAAGAACCCACAAAGAUGAUUACGCAUGCAAAGAAAGAGUUAACAAAAGAAACAGAACAAGAAAAUGAAAAAGUAAACGAAUCUAUGCUCAAAACGAAAGACAAAGAAAUUGAACAUUUUGUUGAAAAGGGUGAACCCAAAAGCAUGUAUAUGGAGCCAAAGAAGGGCUUAACAGCAAAGACCAUGCAAGAAAGUGAAAAUGUCAGAGAAGCAAUGGUCAAAGGAGAAGGCAACGGUUAUAAAUAUUUUGUGAAUAAAGGUGUAAGUGAAGAACCCGAAAGGAUGCAUAUAGAACCAAAGAAGGACAUGGCAAAAGAGAAAUUGCAAGAAAUAGAAGGUUCCAAAGAAGCAAUUGUCAAAAUAAAAGGCAAAGAAAUUGAAAAUUUUGUUGUUAAGGAUGGAGGUGAAGAAAACAAGAAGAUGAAUAUGAAACUAAAGAAAGAGUCAACAAAAGAAACAAAGCAAGGAAGUGAAAAUGUCAAAGAAGUCAUGAGGAAAAUGAAAGGCAAAGAGACUAAAUAUUUUGUACACAAGGGUGAAGGUGAAGAACCCAAAAGCUUGAAUGUGGAAGCGAAAAAGGAAGAUGAUAGAGAAUGCAAAGAUUGUGAAUGUUUUGUGGAUAAGGGUGAAGGUGAAGAGACCAAAAGGAUGCUAAUGGAACCAAAGAACGUAGCAAAAGAGACAAUGCAAGAAAUAAAAGGUGUCAAGGAAGCAAUGGUCAAAAGAAAAGGCAAAGAGAUUGAAAAUUUGGCUGAUAAGGAUGAAGCUGGGGAACUCACAAAGAUGCUUGCGAAGUCAAACAAAGAGUUAACAAAAGAAAAAAGGCAACAAAGUGAAAAAAUUAGAGAAGCUAUGGUCAAACGGAAAGGCAAAGAGACUGAAUAUUUUGCAGAUAAGGGUGAAGAUAAAGAACCCAAAAGCAUGUAUGUGGAAGAUAAGAAGGACUUAACAACAAAGACUACACAAGAAAGUGAAGAACCCAAAAGGAUGCAUAUCAAACCAAAGGCCAUAAGAAAAGAGACAAUACCAAAAACUGCUGUCAAAGAGGCAAAGGUCAAAACAAAAGACAAAGAGAUUGGAAAUUUUGUUGACAAGUAUGAUGGUGAAGAACACAUAAAGAUGCUCGUGAAAGAGUUACCAAAAGAAAGAGACAAAGAAAGAGAAAAAGUCAAAGAAGUUAUGGUCCAAAAGAAUGUCAAAGAAACUGAAUAUUCUAUUGAUAAGGAUGAAGAUGAAGAACCCAUAAACAUGCAUGUGGAAGCAGAGAAGGACUUAACAUCAAACAGUAUACUAGAAAAUGAAGAUGUGAGAGAAGAAGUGGUCGAAACAGAAGCCAAAGGUUAUGAAUAUUUUGUUGAUAAGGGUGAGAGUGAAGAACUUAAAAUGAUAAAUACGGAAGCAAAGAAGAACACAGGAAGAGAGUCAAUGCAAGAAACAAAAGGUGCAAAAGAAGCAAUGGCUAAAAGAAAAGGCGAAGAGAUUGGAAGUUUUGAAAAGGGUGAAGAUAAAGAGACUAAAAAGGUGCAUGUGGAAGACAAGAAGGACUUGACAACAGUGACAGUGCAGGAAAGUGAUGGUGCCGAUGAAGGCAAUGAAAACAAAUGCUUUUCGGAUGAGGGCGAAGAUGAAGAACCCAACAGGAUGUAUAUGGAAACAAAAAAGGAUUUUAGAGAAGAGACAUUGCAUGAAAGUGAAAAUGUAAAAAAUGUGAAGGUAAAAAGUGAAGGCAAAGACAUUGAAAGUUUUGCAGAUAAGAGUGCAGACAAAGAAUCAAUAAGGAUGCUUAUGGGAACAAAGAGAGACUUGACAAAAGAGGAAGUGCAUGAAAAAGACGAUGUCAAAGAAACUAUGAUCAAAAGGAAGGGUAAAGAGAUUGAGUAUUUUGUGGAUAACAGUGAAGGUGAAGUUGAAGAACCCAAAAGGAUGCACAUUGAAGAAAAGAAAGACCUAGCAACAAAGACAAUGCAUGAAAUUGAAGAUGCCAAUGAAGUCAUGCUCAAAAGCAAAGACAAGGAGAUUGAAAAUUCUGCGGAUAAAGCUAAAGCUAAAGAAUCCAAAAUUAGGGAAACAAAGAAAGACUCAACAAAAGUGAAAAUGAAAGAAAGUGAUGAUACCAGAGAAGCAAUGGUCAAAAUAAAAGGUAAAGAGGUUGAAUGUUUUGUGGAUAAGGGAGAAGAACCGAAAUGGAUGCAUACGGAAGCAAAGAAGGACUUAACAACCAAGACAAGAGAAGCGAUGGUCAAAAGAGAAGGGGAAGAAGAGAUGAACUAUUUUCUGGAAAAGGGAGAAGAUGAGAAAUACAUACCAAAAGAGAAAAUUCAGAUGGUCGAGAAGAUUAAGCAUGGAAUUACGGAUAAUGAUCAAAGAAAUGUACUAGGAAAAACUACUGAAGGAAAAUCUGAAGUACCAACUGAAGAGGGUCCCAAGCCGCUGGGGGGACAAGAUGGAAGUAGAGGACUUAAGGUUUCAAACAUGGAUGACCCAAAAGAAAUUAUCAAAGAAGAAAUGACUGAAACAGAAAAUUUAAUGGAAAAGGUUCAAGGACAAAAGUCUAAGAAGGGCGAAGAAGCAAGGAGAGUUGUUCAGAAAAACCCAGCAACUGAGAUCUUACAGAAAGAAACUGAGGAGUCCAACAAUGAAAGGAAGUCCAGAGAAGGACCAAAUGUACCAAACAAUAUGGUCAAAGUCGUAUUUGAAGUGUUGGGGACUUUUCAGGCAAUGCUUCCCAAGAAGGUGGUGGAAGCAAUUGGCCAUAAUAAGGAUAAGAAUGAAUAUGUUACUGUGAAAUUGAAAGCAGAAGGGUCUAUAAAGAUGCAUGUUGAACCAAAUGAGGCUUUUGAUGAGGAUGAAACUGAGGAAAGAAGUGAGAAAGAAGUUAGAAAACCAAAACUCAAGUCUACUGACCAAAUAAGUGGGAAAGAGAAUGUUGACUUUGGGGUAUUUGAUGGAAGAAAGAGACCAAAAUUACUAGAGAUGGGAGAAACACAAGGCGCAAAAGAAGAAAAUGCACAAAUGGAGGAGUCUGCGAAGAAAAUAAAUGUAGACCAAUCUGAGAAGAUACAAGUGGAAGAAAAAGGAACGAAGUCAUCUCAGUCAUCUCAGAAAGGAAGAGAAGGUCCAAAGAUCCAAACGAUGGUAAAAGAUCAACAUCGUUUACAAGAAGAAAAGGAAAAGCCCUUGGGAAAAACAACAGCAGAAGAUAAGAAGCCUAAAAUGGGAGAAAUAACUCCAGAGAUUGAGAAGGCUAGUGGAUUAGAAAAGGCUGCAGAAAAUUCGCAUGAAAGUACCAAGAAAGAACAUCAAAUAAUGACUCCAAAGAAAGAAGUUGAAAAAUCAAAGAAGGAAGAGGAUUCUCCUAUGCCUACAGCAAGCCAAAGAAAAGAACCUCGUGAAUUAUCACUGCCAAGCAAGGACUACAAAAUUUCAAAGAUGGAGGAAGUACAACAAAAGGAGGGAAAAAGAACCGUGCAUUUACUAGAAGCAACCACUUCUAAAGAAGGAGAUCUUGCACAAGCCAUAGCUACACAUUCAAAAGAAAAAAGUGAGAUUGAUGAGCUACAGGUAAAUCAACUACCAUCUCCGUCUACAGAAAUGUGGAGUAUAGAACCAAGUGAAUUAGAAAAGUAUGGUUUGAAAGAAGAUGGCUCUAAGGCUGUGAGUUUAGAUCAUAUGCAAGAAGGAAAAGAAUUCAUUCAUUCCAUAGAUAGUAAUGCAGCAACAGAACUAGUUGCAGAUGAAACGGCUGAAUCAUCAAAGUUUCCAAUUUCAUCUUCCACUCAACCAUUAGAAGUUGAAGGAAAGGAUAAGAUAAAUGCUAGUAGUGAUGAUGAAUCUCAAGACUCAGAUAUGGACUCUGAAAUAGAUGGGGAAACAUCAAACAAGGGUGAAACAGAAGAAGUUGUACAAAGAGAGACACCACAGCCAGAGUCCCCUGAAGAUCAACAAUGCACCCACAAAGCUUUGGAAGAAAGCAAUGGAACACAUGAAAUAGAAGAAGAAAAGACAGAUGAACAAGGUGAUGAAUCCGAUCAGGAAGACUCCGAAGAGUUGAACGAGCAAAAAGAAUGUGAGGAGGAAGCCAUUGGAGGGAAGAAGGACCAGAAAAGAUCAAAGAAACUUAUCAUUUCGACCAUCAUAGCAGGAUCAGCCCUUCUUGCUUCUGGAAUAUUUCUCGUUAUUCGACAUAGAAGAUCCAUAAAAGGUGCUAAAUAAUAUUCAAAGUGAGUUGAAGUUCACAUUUCUGCUCAACUUUUGAACUCUUGGGAAUUCAACGGAGAAGAACAUGCAGUGGCCUGUUUGCUGUGUACAUGGCAACACCUUUGUUGUUUUGAUUCUGAUGUGCUUGAAGUUGGAAAUGGAAGCAUGAGCACGCACGAAACAAAAUCGUGUCUUGUUCAGCAUUUCAGCAUUAGCUAAGCCAAGGUACCAUGAAGUCAAAUUCAAACGCUUAUUAUUAACUUUUAAAUUAAAAUUAAGGCUUUAAAAAUAAAGAUAUUCUUAAUGAGUUAUGCUGCAUAAUUUUAUUAGUUCUCUGUUUAUUGGUAUGUGUUGUUACCCCACUAAGUGUACCAAAUUCUAAUUUUAUUAUA